GUCAGGGAAUCCGGGUGCCUGUGACCAUCACGGUCAUACCCGCGAUUGUUGUCAUUUUCGUAUUUGUUCCUCUUCAAUUCUAGUUCUCCCCUAGCCCGAUCAACCAACCUCAACGCUGCAAAAGGCAUGGCUUUGGCUGCCGCUCUGCUUCUCGCGUAUACUGGCUAAUCCUUGCCUCCCUGCCCCUUCGAGCCAGUCCUGGUUACGUAUACAUCCAUUCAACCACGCUGCACACUUUGGCGCCUAUUCAUGCGUCAGAUAAUCGGACUGGGCCAUCUUACCUAUUGACAGAGGGCUCCGUCGGUCUAGCUUUCCUGACUGGCGUCACCCCCGCGCCUCAUUGGCCCCCAAGCUUGUCCAACGUUUCAUUGAUUCACCCGUGAGCUCGGCCGCCCCAGGCCUACGCUAAGAGUCCGCCUCAUGGUCCUGCGAAAGCGAGCUCCGCCACGCCUUCAUAGCCUCACCCAAGGGAAUGACCGCGCAGGGUCCCGUUUUCCCAACUCCAAACUCUCGCCCACUUCCAAAUCUCUGUCAUCCUCAUCGCCCAAGCGCCUGACUCGCCCGCGACGGGCUCAAAGCUCUCCCCAACCUCACCGGGUUGCCUCCGAGGAAUCGGUCUUCUCCCCUGACCUUAACACCUCACCGGCUUUUGACCUGAUGCCAUUAGAACAAGCACAGAGGUCGCCGAUCCGAACUUCCGCUGGUGACGGGUCGAAUCCUUGGGCCGACGAACUGACAGCGAGGUUUGGGUUGGAUCACGAGUCUCCCCAGGCAGCAGUCGAGCAUCGCGCGCCGAGUGGGGAGAUGGCGAGUGAUACGAAUCAAGUUCCGUCCAUUUCGGUCCCUGGCGCUCAUGAGAGGCCUGAUGGUCGGCAGCCCGACCGUGAUUACACAGGGCAGUCACCGGUUCAGCUACAGUCGAACAACCCGUUUCUGAAACCCAGGUCGCCCGAGCCGAACCCAUGGGAAGAUAGAAAUGCUCGCGCAUCAUAUGGAGAGUCGUUCCAGUCUCAGGAUGGGGCCAGUGUCCGUCUGGGGCAAGACGAGGGCUACAUCCCGAUGACAGCGCGCUUAUCGCUCUUUGAUCAACCCGAGGCAGAGUCACCGUGGGUCGGGGAGCAGACAGCCUCCAUGCCACCGGGCAUACCUGCGCAGCCGUACGGAUCUCAUGACCCGAAUCAACAAUAUCCUGGUCUAUCGCCCGACAAUCAAUACAGCUCUGCGAACGCCCCGGCCGCGCCGUAUGCGACUCAACAGACCUAUCUGCAGCCUACGCAAUUGCAUGACGAUGGCAGGCAAUCUCCGGCGAGAAGCAUGAGUACCCCAGUGACUCUAUCUAGCAAUACAACGGGCUCGUCUCAUGUUCUGAUCGAAUUCGAUGAAGCGACCAAUCCGCCACCCGAGCCUGGCCUCAAGGAAGUCCCUCAGGGGUAUGAGUACGAACCGCCGAUGGACCCUCCGGUUGACCCCCAGCAAGAGAAACUUGUUGAAGCUCCGCCCUUGCCCGACCGCUCCAAGGUCGCAGGAUCCGGUGUAGUCCCAAAGUCGGCCUGGAGUGGACCGAUCUCAGAAGCCGAGGCAAAGCGGCAGCAAGAGCAGCGGUCUGAGACCUAUUCGAUCCGGCACGUGAACUGGAUGGACAGCUCCAGAACGUUACGUGAAUCGCCGGUCCUUGUGCAGAACAAAAACGGACCCUGUCCUCUGUUGGCAUUGGUCAAUGCUUUGGUGCUACGUUCCGCAAGCCACGACUCGCAAUCGCCCAUUGUAAAAGCCUUGCAAACUCGGGAGCAAAUCUCUCUAGGGUUGUUGAUUGAGGCAUUGUUUGACGAACUCACGACGCGUUUGGGGCCGGAUGACGAACUUCCAGAUAUUGAAGCCCUCAGUCGUUUCUUGACCAUGCUGCAUACUGGGAUGAACGUCAAUCCACGACUCACUUUGGAGUCGAAUGAUGCGCUGGGUACAUUCUUAGAAACCGAGGAUAUUCGUCUUUAUGGUACAUUUGGGGUGCCAUUAAUUCACGGCUGGGUCGCCGCGCCAUCUACGGAAGCCGAUGCAGCAUUGGCCCGCACGGCCCAGUAUCACGAGGAUAUCCAGUUACUUCCUUUCCGGAAACAAGACCUGGAAGACACCGUCAUGCGAGGCAACUCGUUGACUCCGCAGGAGGAACUCGUGAUGGACGAUAUUCAGACCAUCCAGAAAUUUACGAAUUUCGACAAUGCAACUCAGCUGAGCGCCUUUGGCCUAGAGCAUUUGGCGACAAAGUUACAACCCGGGUCAUUCUCGAUCCUUUUCCGCAACGAUCAUUUCUCGACGCUGUACAAACAUCCACAGCUUUGUCGACUCUUCACACUGGUCACUGAUGCGGGUUACUCGAGCCAUGCAGAAGUUGUUUGGGAGAGACUCGUCGAUGUUAACGGAUCUGAAGCCGGUUUCUAUUCCGGAGACUUUCGUCCUGUCAGCCACAAUGCACCCCAACACUCGGACCCAUCUGGCCCACGAACAUCGAGCAAUUCGGACCACACUUCUGAGACACAACGUAACAGCGCCAUGACUCCUCAGGAGCAAGCAGAUGCAGAUUAUGCCUAUGCACUCGCUCUACAGUACCAGGAAGAAGAGCAGCGAGAAAAUGCAGCGAACAACAGGAAUCCGUCUCAGCGAGCCUCGAUCUCUCACCCCCCUUCUGGGCUUGCGUCCGGGACAACCUAUUCUCGUAACCGUUCAUCCAGCGCCGUGCACAGCAGUAACGGCUCGUACGCCACAGCCGUAUCAGGCAAUCGCUCGUCAAGGCAAAGCCAGCGUCCUGGCCGAUAUUCGCAAUCGCAGCUACCUACUGUCCGGCCAGCCGAUGACGACGAAGCCCCUCCUUCAUAUGAGCAGGCCGCUAGGACUCCAGUAUACCCGUCCCCGCAGCGAAGUCCCAACUUCCCCGACAUACCUAAUGCGUCUCAAUACCAGAGGACCCAGCUCGGAAGACGGCCUCCCGGAAUGCCCAUUUCCACGGGACCCUCGGAACGUGUCCGAGAGCGGAGCAAGGAUUGCGUUGUCAUGUGAGCGUCCUUUCGGAUUCUCAUGAGCCCGGUUCUCAGUGAUGACGGACGAUGUACACGACUUUAUGUAUUCUAUCCAGCCGCCAUGCAAGCAGGCGGAUUUAAUGUCUAUCAUGCCCUACGACGAUCAUUACGAGUGCAAUAUGGAGGCCGUGUCGGCUUUGGGAGGUUUAUUUUUGCUUUCGAUUGUCUAUUUAUUCCGGUAGAAAUACAGUCAUUUUGCUUGGCAAUAUAGUCAACUUUGG
Molecule: messenger RNA, 3292 nt
Organism: Aspergillus ibericus CBS 121593
Lineage: Eukaryota; Fungi; Ascomycota; Eurotiomycetes; Eurotiales; Aspergillaceae
Exons: 3
Coding region: 421-3051 (876 amino acids)
Biological process (GO): protein K48-linked deubiquitination
Cellular component (GO): cytosol; cell periphery
Molecular function (GO): cysteine-type deubiquitinase activity; cysteine-type carboxypeptidase activity; K48-linked deubiquitinase activity
Source: RefSeq, a predicted model, not a curated record